Messenger RNA from Molossus molossus (Pallas's mastiff bat), 1861 nucleotides. It is a transcript of the gene HSH2D, whose product is annotated as hematopoietic SH2 domain containing. The record is from RefSeq and is a predicted model, not a curated record. NCBI's taxonomy places the organism in Eukaryota, Metazoa, Chordata, Mammalia, Chiroptera, Molossidae. Gene Ontology annotation, cellular component: cytoplasm. The transcript has 6 exons. Bases 128 to 1216 code for a protein of 362 amino acids.
GCCUUGCUGACGUGCAGACCCUGAACCGAAACCCAGGCUGCUACAGGCACAGACACAAGGCACAGCCAGAGCGAGGGCCUCUGCCACCCAGAGGUCUCCCAGGUGACACCCUCCCCCUCAGGAAGCCAUGACAGAGGCCAGAAAACUGCCCCCACCACUGCCCCCAAGACUGGACUGGUUCGUGCAGACACAGAUGAGCGAGCUGGCCCAAGGAGGAGUCCCUUCAUGGUUCCAUGGUGCCAUCUCCAGACAGGACGCAGAGGAUUUGCUGGAGUCACAGCCACUGGGAUCCUUUCUCAUCAGAGUCAGUCACAGUCACGUGGGCUACACACUCUCCUACAAAGCCCAAAACAGCUACCGCCACUUUAUGGUGAAGCUCUUGGACAACGGGAACUGUUUAAUCCCUGGGGAGGAGAGGGCCCACGCCUCGCUGGAUGCCCUGAUUACCUUUCACCAGUGGCAGCCGAUGAGGCCACAUGGGGAACUGCUGAAGCAGCCCUGUAGCCAGAAGGAUCCAGCAAAUGUGGAUUACCAGGACCUCUUCCUUUACUACAACGCAUUGGCUGAGGAAGCUGCCAGCCCCGAUCCUGGCCCCAGUGAUGAUCAGAAUCCUUCCUCCCAUCCAGCGGCUGCACCCAAGGAGUUUCAGGCCUCUGGAAAGCCAGUCCUGCUCCAUCGGCUAAAGGAGAGGAAGUCAUCUGCAGAGAUGGACUCGGUGCCCACAGAGGAAGCUGGUUCCUCCUGCCCUGAGAAAGCCCCUCUGGAGGAGGUCUGCCAGAAACUCUGGAAGAACCUCAAGACACUCCCCAAGACCGGCAAGAGGGUCCAGCAGCAGUUGAAAUCCCACCUGGCAACCGUGAGCUCGUCAUUGCUCCGGGACUCUAAGCAAUCAGAGGGGACUCAUGGCUCAGCGACAGGAGCAGAUGAUGCAGUCUGGGACAGUAACAUCUACACAGACCCCUUUGUGGCCACGUCACUCGCAAGCCCCUCACAGCCUCAGGCUCUGAAAGACAGAGAUGACUCUUCCAGGAAGGCCUCGAGGUCAGUCAGCUGGAGCGAGGUGACCCCAAAGACCAAGGGUUGUCACCAAGCAGUAGUAAGGGCCCUGUCCUCACAGGUGUCCAAAUUGGAACCAAGGGGCUUGUCAGAACCCCAGGAGGAUUGGCUCCCGGAGGAGUACCGCCUACCGCCACCCUUUGCCCCUGGGUACUGCUAGAGAAGAGGUUUGCCCUUGGUGCUAGGGGCUAUUCAUACCUGGGCGCCUUGCUUUCUACGCAACAGCCCUCUGGAGCCUGAGAAAUGUAAUAAAGACGUUGCUUAGGUCUGGUUCUGCAAUUGCCAGUGGUGUGACCUGGUAACAACAAUCAGUGAAUCAGUUACAGCAAGGGUCUGGGGUACCUAUUGUGUGCCAGUCCCAUACCAGACUCUCUACGUUCUUUAUUUCUUUUACGCCUCUGAGCAGGCCCACCAGGUAGGCACUUUCUGCACAUCUUAUAGAAGAGACUGAGGUUCAGAGUGGAGGAAAAGCAUGGUCAAAGUCAUCAGGCUACUGGGUGUCAGUACCAGGAUUUGAAUCAUGUCAUUUGGAGUCCUUUGCUCCACAUCCCUUGCACCCAGGCUCGACUCUAAUGUUUUGGCCAUGGCUUCCUUCAAGUUUCUCAAGCAAACGAAGGAGAUGGACUGUGGAGGGCUUGGUGCACAGUAAGCUCUCCAUACACUGAUGUCCACUUUAGGAAAAGCAAAUGUGUCCUUUGCUUUAAAAAGGUAGAGGCCACCCAGCCGGUGUGGCUGAGUGGUUGAGUGUCGACCCAUACACCAAGAGGUCACCAGUUCAAUUCCUGGUCAGGGCACAUGCCUAGGU